AGUGUGCUGCUAUCACUGCUCCUGCUUCUGCUCGCUCUCAGGCUUCUUGUUUAUCUUGGUCAACUUCUUCGUCGAAUCCAAGAGUUUUCCAAAUUCUGCAUUCAAAAGAAGAAAUCUUAUACGAUCAAGUUUUGGAUUUAUGAGAGAGUUAUUCUCAGUAUUCGUCUGGUUCCUUCAAUAGAAGGAAGAGGAUGAGAGAGUGACUCCCUCACCCGGGCCAUGAGGCACGCUCAGGCCUGGGGAUUAUGCUGUUUAUAAUAACCUAGUUUUUGUACAGAGACAAUUUGAGAGGAAGGAAGGAAGAUGUCGCAGCAACUCGAGCAAUUGCUCACAUGCUGCAUUUGUUUGGACCGCUUCCGCAACCCGAAGCUGCUGCCAUGCCAGCACUCGGUGUGCAUGGAGCCAUGCAUGGAGGGUCUCGUCGACUACGUGCGACGACAGGUGAAGUGUCCAGAGUGCCGAGCAGAGCACCGCAUCCCGUACAAUGGCGUGCAAGGGUUCCCCAGCAACGUGACGCUCCAGCGGUUCCUGGAGGCGCAGCUCGAGAUUACGGGCGAGUCGCCGGACCCUCACACUGGUCAGCUGAUGGAGAGAUGCGCCGUGUGUAACGAGAAGAACUACCUGGCGGUGUGUGCGCACUGCGAGAAGAAGGUGUGCGACGCUUGCAAGGCAGCGCACUCCGACCUCCUCAAGCGCGAGAUCGGUAGAAUCAAUAACCAGGUGAAACGAGCAGCACAUCGGUUAACAGAGCAGCUGGAGAACGUGGAGCGCAACAUCGCGUCUCUGAAGACCAACACGAACAGCAUCACUGAGGAGAUAGAGAAUAUUUCCAAGCGGCUACAGAAAGCCAUUCGGGAUCGCGGAGAGUACCUGAAAUCGGAGGUCCAAAAUCAGUACAACGCAGAAAUGAGGCAUAUGCAGAACCUUAAGGAGGGCUUGGAUCUCGAGAUUGCGAACGUGCAAUCAAACAUUGAGCUCGCUGAGAAACACAUGGACGAUGAGACUCCCUGGGACGACGGGGAACUUAUGGACACUAAAGAUAUCUUUCUGAAGACCAUGGAGUUCAUAAGAAGCUUUGAUUAUGAUACGGGCGGAGAAUAUGGAAGAAAGACGCGCUUCAUACCACCUGAUGACUUGAACAAACUUGCGUCUAGUCUCAGCAACAUGGGGGAGUUGACUAUCCCGAACAAGCACCCAGACUCGUACACGGCGGGCCAGUCUUUUGGCUCGGGGGGCCUCGCGAAAAGCAAGAGCGACCACAGACUCGCGGUCCAGUUUCGGGACCAGGAGGAAUCGCUCGGGGGACGAACGUCCCCUAUAACCCGCAGAAGGUUCGGCGAGCGUCCGCCCCCGUCAGAAAGUCAUGAUUCUGCUUAUGAGUCUGAUCCAAGCAGACGUCGAUUCCGAUCUCGAUUCAUGCGUCGCGAAGAUGAAGAAGAUAAAGGAGUUCGCUUUACUGAAGAUGAUGUCACUAAGCCUCAACGAAUGAAGAUAAUCGACACUGAAGAUGUAUCACGAGGUCCUUUAUCCGGAAUUGUCCGCAUAAUGGAUUCACCGAGAGUUAUACAGCGGCUACAAGAGCGAGAGAAAUUGAUCAAACAAAAGAAAGAGGAUGCAAAUAAACCUCCUGCACCAACACCUGUUUCUGCACAUUCUGUGGCACCAACAGCAUCAAUUCCAUCUUCGCAAACAAAUCCAUACACACCAAAAAAAACGGGACGUCAAAUUAGUGAAGACGAAAUAGAUAAAAUAAAGAAACAAAAUAAAGCAGAAGAAUCUGUAGCGCCUUCUAGCUCAGCAAGCGGUGGAGUAAGUGCAACCAGCCCCUCCACUUACGGUUCAAGCAUCUCAACCCCGAGGUCUCCGCCAGUUAGGGAAGAAGACAAAAGCAGCCGAUCAGAUAGAUCUUCGGCUGCAGGUAGGAGCUCAGUGACCCAAUCUGCUGCUUCGCAGGAUGAUGAUCCGUCAUCGUACUCUACAAGGCGUAGAGACUACUCAUCAGCCAGAACAACCGACUACACGCCAUCUAGAACUAGUGCCGACUACACGCCAUCCAGAACUAAUGCUGACUACACGUCUUCCAGAACGACUGACCUCAGUCCAGUGGCAACAUCAAAUGGUACGUCCAGUCGAACUCCAUCUCGCAAGACGAGCAUUGAUACUGGUGUUUUGAGUGUAACCCAAAGAGCCCAACCCUUUAGUAGAUCCUCAUCCACUUCUUCCGUAGGUGAAACAACCAAAGCACGCAGUUCUCAUACCCUUGAUACCUCAGCUUACGAAAGGCGGCUAUCCAGAUCAAACAGCACUGAUAGCAACAGAUCAUAUGAUGGGACUUUGUCUCCUAGGAAAUACACAGGGGCAGCAUUUUCGACAGAUGAAUUAAGAAAUCGUUUUGGAAGAACAACUGACUCUAGCUCUAGAAGUAGGACAAACACAUAUCCUAGGCCAUCCACUACUUCUAGCAGUGGCUCAUCUCGUUUUCAAUCACGUUUUUUAGGACGAGCCGGUACUCCUUCGGCGGAGGCCUCCAAGGAAUCGGGGAAUGAAGAAGAGGAAGAAAGCAGCGAAGAAACCGAAUCCGAUGACUCAGAAGAGUCGUCUGAGGAGGAGGAAGAAGCGAAAGAGGACAAGACACCUUAUUCCCGAUCCGGUGGUGGGCUUCUGGGGAGGAGUACCCAGAACUCGAGUAGUACAGGUAGUUCACUCAAAAGUAAGCCAACAGAUUCUGGUUAUGCAAGUCGUUAUGGAAGCAGUAACGAUAACAGCACUAGCAGAUAUGGUACGAAUAAUGACACUAGCUCAACAUCCAGUUAUAGACGUCCAUCAAUAAUUGAUAAUAAAAAAGAUGAUGACGGCGAAUCUAAAUAUUCAUUUAGCAGUAAAUACUUGAAUCGUGCAAAAUUAAAUGCUCAAGAAGAAGAAAAGCCGGCUUUCCAGAGCCGUUUUUUGAAUCGCUCAAAAAGUUCGGCCAUUUUGGGCCCUGAUGCAGUUGGUGCCACAAAGGAUGAUGACAGUCCUCCAGCCAUGGGCACAGGUAGAGCUCGUUUUGAAGAGCUCAAAGAGAAGAGGCAACGACUGGCUCGAAGCAAAAGCUCAGCCGGAUUAGAUGAUGACGAAAGUUCGACAAAUGAUACGUCUUCCCCGUCAUCUACCUAUAAAUCCAAGUAUUCUCGCGACAAUGAUACAAGCACUUCAUCUGUAGGAUCAAGAACGCUUGGAUCGUCAUCGACUCCAACUGGUCGAGAUGAUGGCGGAUCUUCAACGGCUCAGCUUUCGAACUGGGCACGCUACCUCAAAAACAAAUAUGGCAAUAAAAGUGGUGGUGACAGCUCAGCAGUCGGCAGCACCAACUCGACAGGCACGUCGAGCAGUCUGCUCAACCGAACAGGUGUGAGCAGCAUAGGCAGUUCAGGAAUUGGAAGUAGUACUAGUACUAGCACUGCGAGAGCUUUAGCAAGGUCUCGUUCUUCUCAUCUCUUGGGGGGCCCGAAUGGUGAAACUUCUGAAGACGGUUCUUCAAAAAACGCGGACGCUACCCCUACUUUCCCAGCAGCAGCAGCAGGUAUACUGGUGGUUCCUACAGCUAUCGGAAGUAUCCAUAGGAACCAGUAUCUGAAGAAACAACAUCUUUUACUUCAGAUCGGGAGUAGGGGUAGCGAGCCCGGAAAUUUCACAUGGCCAAGAGGCGUUGCAGUUGGUCCUGACAAUAGCAUCGUGGUUGCGGAUUCGAGUAAUCAUAGAGUGCAAGUAUUCGAUCAGAAUGGUUCUUUCCAAAAAGAGUUUGGCUCGUAUGGUAGCAGACAAGGUGAGUUUGACUGCUUGGCCGGCGUAGCUGUUAAUCGAAUAGGUCAGUAUAUUAUUGCUGAUCGAUAUAACCAUCGCAUCCAAGUACUUGACCCCUCUGGAAUGUUCCUCCGAUCAUUUGGCAGCCAGGGCAGCGGGGACGGGCGGUUCUCGUAUCCGUGGGGAGUAACCACAGACGCCCUGGGCUUCAUCUACGUGUGCGACAAAGAGAAUCACAGAAUCCAGGUGUUCCAGUCGGACGGAACGUUUGUGGGCAAGUUUGGCAGUCUGGGCAACAAGCCCGGCCAACUGGAACAUCCUCACUACAUAGCAGUGUCAUCAACCAACAGAGUCAUCGUGUCAGACUCAAACAAUCACAGGAUUCAAAUCUUCGACAUCAACGGAAAAGUUCAAACAACCUUCGGAGGAGAGGGAGCGGAGGAGGGCCAAUUCAAGUUCCCCAGGGGAGUGGCAGUGGACGAACAGGGAUUCAUAAUCGUGGCGGACAGCGGCAACAACAGAAUUCAGAUUUUCCAAGCGGACGGGAGCUUCGUGAAGGCGUUCGGGUGUUGGGGGUCCAUGGAGGGCGAGUUCAAGGGGAUGGAGGGAGUGGCGGUGACGCCGAGUGGCAACAUCCUGGUUUGCGAUCGGGAGAACCACCGAGUUCAGAUCUUCUAGAGAAACGGAAGAAUGGUCUUGUCGACGAGGAAGUUUUCCAAGUGGAAGAACAGUUUCUCGAGAACGAUGAU
This is a messenger RNA of Hyalella azteca, 4532 nucleotides long. It is a transcript of the gene tn, whose product is annotated as RING finger protein nhl-1. Gene Ontology annotation, molecular function: protein binding; translation repressor activity; ubiquitin protein ligase activity. Lineage: Eukaryota; Metazoa; Arthropoda; Malacostraca; Amphipoda; Hyalellidae. The transcript is spliced from 11 exons. Gene Ontology annotation, biological process: negative regulation of translation; proteasome-mediated ubiquitin-dependent protein catabolic process; protein polyubiquitination. Bases 304 to 4461 code for a protein of 1385 amino acids. The record is from RefSeq and is a predicted model, not a curated record.